AUGAAUAGUCUGUUAUUUCGAUAUCAAACAACGAUUGUACGUAGUUUAUCGACAUUAUCCAAUUAUAUGAAGUCGACGUCUUUCGACUAUGUUGUUUGUGGUGGAGGAACUGCGGGAUGUAUUAUAGGUCGUCGAUUAGCCGAAAACCCGAAUGUAAGCGUUUGCAUUAUUGAAGGCGGGCCAUCUGACGAAGGUAAUGAAACUGUAUUGGACAUCCGAAAAUGGGCUGACUUACUCGGUACUGAUUUCGAUUAUGAUUACGGAAUUGAAGAACAGCUGUUUGGAAAUAGUAAAAUUCGACAUAGUCGCGCAAAAAUUCUCGGUGGUUGUAGUUCACAUAAUGCCGGCAUCGCUUUCAUAGCUCCUGAUGUUGAUUUCGACCGAUGGGAACGUCAAGGUGCACAUGGAUGGAACGCAAAAUCGACACGAAAAUAUUAUGAUCGCGUUUUCGAAAAAGUGAAUCUGGAAACUAUAGCACCUUUAAAUCCACUAAAUGCUGCUUUCAUUCAUAGUUGUAAACUAGUGAACAUACCUGAGCUUGCAAUGAAUUCGGACACAUUUGUUAGUAAGUUUUCUGAUUGCUGCGGGUACAUUCAAUUGAAUGCAAAAGGUUUUUCGCGUUACUCAAGUGCUCGUGCCUAUUUACACCCUCUCUCCUCGUUGCCAUCGAAUUUGACAGUGCUAACGAAUACAACAGUCACCAAGCUGAUAAUAGAUGAGCAGAGUAAAACUGUCACCACUGUUCUCACAAGUGGUGGAGAACAAAUUAAAGUUAAUAAAGAAUGUGUGCUAUCUGGUGGAGUAUUUGAUAGUCCUAAAUUACUCAUGCUAUCAGGUGUUGGCCGCGAAGAACAACUGAAGGAACUGAACAUUCCCUGUAUUGUCAAUUUGCCAGGCGUUGGCGAGAAUCUGCUUGAUCAUCCUGAGAGUGUUCUCAUUUGGGAGUCGAAUUGUUCAAUACCAGAGCCCGUACUUCAGCGGUAUGAAACGGUUCUAUUCACAAAAACUCAGUCAUAUUCCGACUACCCCGAUGCAAUGUUUCAUUUUGGAUUAGAAGCGUACGAUACUCACACAAAAAGCUACGGCUAUCCAACAUCAGAGCAAGCAUUUUGUUGUACGAUUAGCGUGACUCAGGCAAAAAGUGUCGGGCAUGUUCGAUUACGUUCAAAUAACUAUCGCGACCCACUAAAAAUUGAUUUUCAAUAUUUUACCGAUAAACAGAAGCACGAUGAAAGAGUAAUGGUUGCUGCGUUUAAGUUAGCCCGACAAAUUGUGCAACAAUCUCCAUUCGAAAAAUGGAGAAAAUGUGAAAUAGCACCUGGUGAACACGUUCAAACGGAUGAAGAAAUAUCGCAUUACUGUCGACAAGUAAUGAAUACGCUGUAUCAUCCAGCUGGCACGUGUAAAAUGGGCGAUACGGAGAAAGAUGAAUUUGCCGUAGUUGACUCCCAGCUAAAAGUGAAAGGCGUUAAAAAUUUGAGAGUAGCUGAUGCGUCAAUAUUUCCUGAUAUGAUAUCAGUAAAUUUGUGUAUAACUUGUAUGAUGAUAGGUGAAAAAUGCGCGGAUAUGAUUAAACAAGAGUGA
Molecule: messenger RNA, 1584 nt
Organism: Didymodactylos carnosus
Lineage: Eukaryota; Metazoa; Rotifera; Eurotatoria; Philodinida; Philodinidae
Source: the annotation of a GenBank genome assembly